AUGAACCAGUCCUGUCUCUCCAUCCCAAUACCCCUACCGAAGAACCAGCCCUAUCUCCCCAUACCCGUAACAAAGAACCAGCCCUAUCACCCCAUACCCCUACCAAAGAACCAGCCCUAUCUCCCCAUAGCCUUACCAAAGAACCAGCCCUAUCUCCCCAUAGCCUUACCAAAGAACCAGCCCUAUCUCCCCAUAGCCUUACCAAAGAACCAGCCCUAUCUCCCCAUAGCCUUACCAAAGAACCAGCCCUAUCUCCCCAUACCCCUACCAAAGAACCAGCCCUAUCUCCCCAUACCCCUACCAAAGAACCAGCCCUAUCUCCCCAUACCCGUAACAAAGAACCAGCCCUAUCUCCCCAUACCCCUACCAAAGAACCAGCCCUAUCUCCCCAUACCCCUACCAAAGAACCAGCCCUAUCUCCCCAUACCCGUAACAAAGAACCAGCCCUAUCUCCCCAUACCCCUACCAAAGAACCAGCCCUAUCUCCCCAUACCCGUAACAAAGAACCAGCCCCAUCUCCCCAUACCUCUACCAAAGAACCAGCCCCAUCUCCCCAUACCUCUACCAAAGAACCAGCCCUAUCUCCCCAUACCCCUACCAAAGAACCAGCCCUAUCUCCCCAUAGCCCUACCAAUGAACUAG
This is a messenger RNA of Pygocentrus nattereri (red-bellied piranha), 642 nucleotides long. RefSeq names its product snake venom metalloprotease inhibitor 02A10-like. Bases 1 to 642 code for a protein of 213 amino acids. Lineage: Eukaryota; Metazoa; Chordata; Actinopteri; Characiformes; Serrasalmidae. The transcript has a single exon. The record is from RefSeq and is a predicted model, not a curated record.